GCAGCAUGGUGCAUCCACAUGUCAAGAUAAGAUAAAUAAGCAAAGUCCACGAGAAUAAUGAAUAGGGAAAACCCGAAUCCAGAUAUUUCCCCCACUCAUACAGGUUGAUUGAGAAAAAGAGGAAAAGAGAUGAGCUAAGCAUGUCCUUCAAACAGAUACUAUGAUACGGUGGUCUGUUUGGGAUUAAGGAAACAAAGUUCAAUUGGUUUUGUGUGAAUUGCGAAGACAGAGGUGGUGGAUCCGGGGGGAAAUGGAGGGUGGUGACUCGAAUUCAGGUGUCAAAACGGCGUUGUUGACCAGCGGUGAGAACGGGAAACGUGUUCGGUUCGUUCGGCGUAACUCGGUGAACUCACUCAGGAAUGAUUUUAUGUUAAGGUUGCCUGAUAAGGUUCGGACUGGUCUUGAUGCUGAAUCUCCUUUUGACAUUGAUGUUUCCAGGACCAAUGGCUUAACUCAAGGUGAAAAGGAAUACUACAAAACACAAUUCGAGACCCUAAAAUCAUUUGAAGAAGUUGAUGCCAUUGGUCACUCUGAAACCAGUGAUGAUGAAUAUGAAGAUGAAGAACGAAUCCAACAUGAAAGAGCUAUGAAAAUUUCUAAUUAUGCAAACAUUGUCUUGCUAGCUUUUAAGCUCUAUGCUACUAUAAAGAGUGGUUCCAUAGCCAUUGCAGCAUCAACAUUAGAUUCUUUACUCGAUCUCAUGGCCGGUGGCAUACUUUGGUUCACUCACUUGUCGAUGAAAAACACAAACAUCUACAAGUAUCCAAUCGGAAAACUACGGAUACAGCCGGUCGGCAUUGUCAUAUUUGCUGCAGUGAUGGCUACACUAGGGUUUCAAGUGUUAAUCCAAGCAGUGGAACAGCUAAUAGCAAAUGAACCUACAGAGAAAAUGUCUGCAGAUAAAUUAGUGUGGUUAUACACCAUAAUGUUGUCUGCUACAUUUGUGAAACUUGCCCUUUGGAUUUACUGCAAAAGCUCGACGAACAAGAUCGUCCGAGCUUACGCAAAGGAUCACUAUUUCGAUGUGGUAACAAAUGUAGUAGGAUUACUUGCAGCUGUUCUGGGUGAUAAAUUUUAUUGGUGGCUCGAUCCCGCCGGUGCUAUCGCUCUCGCAAUUUAUACGAUAACGAAUUGGUCAGGAACUGUUAUCGAAAACGCCGUUUCGCUAGUAGGACAAUCAGCUCCACCGGAAUUUCUACAAAAACUGACAUACCUCGUCAUCAGACAUCCGCGAGUUAAGCGUGUCGACACGGUCCGCGCUUAUACCUUCGGUGUUCUUUACUUCGUAGAGGUUGACAUUGAACUGCCUGAAGAUUUGCCAUUAAAAGAAGCACAUACCAUAGGUGAGACAUUGCAGAUAAAGAUCGAGAAACUUCCAGAAGUUGAACGUGCAUUUGUUCAUCUUGAUUUUGAAUGUGAGCAUAAACCAGAGCACUCUGUUCUUAGCAGGCUACCAAACAGUAAAGACUAAAGUGGUUUUUUUUUUUUUUUAAUUGGGAAAUUUGUUUGAAAAAAAUUAAUUAAUUAAAUAUUGUUGAGAUAGAAUUAUGUUACUCGAACUCGAAUCUAAACUUAUAUUGUUUUGUUUAUUAAAAAUUUUAUGUUAUUUCUUUUUUAAUUAAAUGUAUAUUUAGUUGUUGAUUGAAUUUUAA
Molecule: messenger RNA, 1652 nt
Organism: Gossypium raimondii (Peruvian cotton)
Lineage: Eukaryota; Viridiplantae; Streptophyta; Magnoliopsida; Malvales; Malvaceae
Product: metal tolerance protein 4
Exons: 8
Coding region: 251-1471 (406 amino acids)
Biological process (GO): transmembrane transport; monoatomic cation transport
Cellular component (GO): membrane
Molecular function (GO): manganese ion transmembrane transporter activity
Source: RefSeq, a predicted model, not a curated record